AUGUAUCGCUCACUCCUACAUAACCCAACUCUACUCGCGGUCCGCGGAACCACGACCACACCUAUCCUCCGAGCUUCUACAUCUACUACCGCUUCACCAGCACCAUCGCAUACAACACGGCAUUAUGCAACACAAAGUAGUCUCGGCGGCAAUGGCUCCGGUCCUACCAGGAAACAGAUAUCCGUCAUGUCGGACGACGGCCGAUAUAAAUGGGCAGAAUUGAGCGGAAAGGAAAAAGUAGCUCGAGCUACGCAGCAAUCAUUCAAUUUUGUGAUUGUAAUUGUUGGUGUUGUCAUGACGGGCGGCGUUUUGACACUUUUAUAUACCGACGUUUUCUCACCCAAUAGCAAAACCUGGCAAUUCGAAAAGGCCGUUAGUCGUAUUAAGGAAGAUCCACGGGUCACAUCAUUACUCGGAAACAGCAAGGAGAUCAAAGCAUACGGCGAACCGACGGGCAAUCGGUGGACUAGGAACAGACCUAUUGCAACAUCUAUGCAGAAAGAUACGCUGGGUAGAGAGCAUAUGAGGAUCAAUUUUCAUGUCGAGGGACCAUUGAAUGAGGGCAUUGUGCAUGUACAUAUGAUCAAGCCUUUGGAUGAAUCGAACUUCCAGUAUCGAUUGCUGGCCGUAGAUGUGAAGGGCCACCCACGAAUAAUCCUCGAGCAGUCCAGUGAUGAAGCGUUAGGAGGGAAGAAAAGCCCCUUGAAGAUUCUUGGUAUCAACUGGCGUUGA
Messenger RNA from Talaromyces amestolkiae, 732 nucleotides. RefSeq lists its product as uncharacterized. The record is from RefSeq and is a predicted model, not a curated record. The transcript has 5 exons. Bases 1 to 732 code for a protein of 243 amino acids. Lineage: Eukaryota; Fungi; Ascomycota; Eurotiomycetes; Eurotiales; Trichocomaceae. Gene Ontology annotation, biological process: protein import into mitochondrial matrix. Gene Ontology annotation, cellular component: TIM23 mitochondrial import inner membrane translocase complex.